Molecule: messenger RNA, 1046 nt
Organism: Canis lupus familiaris (dog)
Lineage: Eukaryota; Metazoa; Chordata; Mammalia; Carnivora; Canidae
Exons: 4
Coding region: 303-1046 (247 amino acids)
Source: RefSeq, a predicted model, not a curated record
GAACUGUGGGAAGGUGUGUGCCAGGGCCUGGGAUUGCAGGAACUCAGAAGUGUGUGGGUGGGAGUGUCAGCAGGAAGCUGAUGGGAAAAUAAGGCUGGAGAGGAAGCGGCCACCUAAUCAGGUCUCCAUAGGACAGAGUUUGGAUUCUGGAUUUCUUUUAAAUAGCAAUAAGUCAUCAUUGAAGUAUGAGAGCAGAAGAAUGAUGUGGGAAGAUGUCUGGCUGCUGAGCGGGAAAGGUGGGACAGGUGACCUGAAAAGGAACAGGCUAAAGGUCUGGCUGCCAAAAGCCCACAGAGGGAAAUAUGCUGCAGGUUUAUGAUAUGAUGGAGACUUGGCUGUCAACACAAAGACCACAUGCAGCACAGAAGAAAAUCAGCCUUGGGUUCAAUUCAAGAGAUAGAGCUUUGGAAAGUGGGGAGCUGCCACAGAAAACCAGCACUUCAAAGUGGGAGCUGUUGGUUACCAGGAGCAGUAAACCAGUGGCCAAUGUCUUUGAUGCCGCUUUGCUGGAGGCAGAGCCAAAGGAGAGCGAAAGAGACUUCAAAAUUAUGCCUACGAAACAUCCAAGGGCCUGGGGCGAUGUCAAUGACCGUGUUGGGUGUAAAAGCCAGUUCCUUAAUGAUUUGUGUAGUAUGAGCCCAGUGCGAAAGACAGACAGACAGACAGACAAACCACACGCGAGGGCUGCCGGUGGGACUCUGGGUGAUGGUAACUGUCCUCCUCGAUCACCUACACUGAUUCCCGUUGCUCAAAUGUGCCAUAACGAGCAUGUGGGCAGGAGGACCCCCGUGAGCAGACCCGAGAACAAUAAACGCCAUCUGAGGCAAACCAAAGGGAGCUGGUGGUCCCGUCCCGGCUGGGGCGCGGGUCUGGAAGGCCCCUCGUGUGCAGCGGGGGAGCCAAACAAAGGCCCAAGGCGGCAGACGGAGCCUGGGAGGAAAUCGACUGGAAACAACAUCCUGAGUGAGAAAAGCGACAAAAGAACCACCUCCCCAAAAGCAGCCCAAAGUGGCCAUUUAAAUAGUAAAAAUGACGCAGGGCUUUGA